UUCGUCGAUUAAGCGAGUCAACGAGUUUCUGAGAUUGAGCCAUGGUGGCGGUUCAACUAUCCUUGUCUCGUUGUCAGUUUAGGUAGUUAUUAGUUCUUACCGGUAUGAAGUAUGAACCAUGAAGAUCCUGAAAUUUGAAAUUUUCUUCUUAGCUGCUAGCAUCAUCAUGCUCGUUCCCAGGAAGAUAGCAACGCCGCUGCCGCCGUUGCACUCCAGAGAGGGCGGCCCCGCAUGAAAUUUGGGAGUUGAGACUCGAAACUUCUUCAAGCGUCCAAAGUCAAAUAGAUCCGAUGGCCAGUAUUGUCCUUUCACCGAAUCGUGUGGUGAGAUUACUACACGAUUGAGAGUUAGGAGCUUACGGUAUGACUAGGAACGAUUGGGAGGACUACGAAUCUACGAUCCUAACAACGAAUAAAUGGUCAGUCAUAUUCGUCUCCGAGAAGAGUUCGCAAAUCGAAAGCGCUGAGAAUUGAGAAAACGAAACGUAAGAAGAGGAGGCUGUCAAAUGACAUAAAUGCCCCUUACAAGGAUACGUGUCCUCCUUGCAGUUGCAGGGCAUUUCCAGGAUAAUUCACUCCGUGUAGAGUCUACUACAUACGCGUCGCAGAGGAUCCGGAUUCCGGACUGGCUACGCAAAAAAGGUGGCUCGAUGUAGUCAUAAAGAAGCCCUCAGAGUCCCACCGUCGGUUCUGUUCUUCUUCCCUCCUCUCUUGAUUCGAUCGCUUCUGCUUCUGAGUGAAUCUCACUGACAUUUCAUAGAAUGAAUUCCUCUGGGAGUGCUCACAAUUUGUUAUUUUUGAUGCGAAAUGAGUUUCUUCAAAGGGUUUAUUGAUUCUCUGGGUGAUAUCUUCUCCGGCCCGGGUUCUGCUAAUGAACCUCACUCAACUGCACCUGCAAUCGCCCCUGCAACUUCCGACGAUCAGAGAGAGAGCCCCAUGGAAGGCGCCGCUUUACCUACCGCUUCGAAUGAAAGGACCGCAUGCAAGCUUAAAGGCUACUUUGAUCUAGCCAAGGUUGAGAUCGACAAAGCCGUUCGAGCCGAAGAGUGGGGUUUGAGCGAUGAAGCUAUCCUCCACUAUAAUAACGCUCAGCGUAUAUUGCUUGAAGCCAAUGCCACCAGACCACAUUUGUACAUCUCCUCCAGUGAGCAAGAGAAGGUGAAGACUUAUCACCAAAAAAUAUCCAAAUGGCAGAAACAGGUUGCAGAGAGACUUCAAGUCUUAAAUCGUCGAACAGCUGGGAUGUCAACAAACAAGAAUACUUUAACCCCUUCUCAAGCUCCGGCGAUCACUUGUGCUCGGAAAGAUAUAAAUACUUUAACCUCUUCUCAAGCUCCAGCAGUUUCAUCAGAAAUCUCUUGUGCUCGGAAAGAUAUAAUACGGAAACCUUCCUCUUUUAAUAGAAACAGUGCAACAGCUAAGAGAUUGACAAAUAAUGCUGGAAGCUCAAAAGCUGUUCAAGAACCUGGUAAUGGGUAUGAUGCAAAACUGGUUGAAAUGAUAAAUACAGUGAUUAUUGACAGAAGUCCUUCUGUUAAAUGGGAAGAUGUUGCUGGCCUUGAGAAGGCAAAGCAAGCAUUAUUGGAAAUGGUCAUCUUACCAACUAAGAGAAGAGACCUCUUCACUGGGCUUCGAAGGCCAGCUAGAGGUCUGCUUCUUUUUGGCCCACCUGGCAAUGGGAAAACGAUGCUUGCCAAAGCUGUUGCAUCAGAAUCACAGGCAACAUUUUUUAAUGUUACUGCUUCUUCUCUUACAUCGAAGUGGGUAGGAGAGGCUGAAAAACUGGUCCGUACUCUUUUCAUGGUUGCAAUUUCCAGGCAGCCAUCUGUAAUUUUCAUUGAUGAAAUUGAUAGUAUUUUGUCCACAAGGUUGGCUAAUGAGAAUGAUGCAAGCAGAAGGUUGAAGUCAGAGUUCCUAAUCCAAUUUGAUGGUGUGUCAUCUAAUCCAGAUGACUUGGUAAUUGUUAUUGGUGCAACUAAUAAGCCGCAAGAAUUGGAUGAUGCAGUUCUUCGGAGAUUGGUGAAGAGAAUAUAUGUACCUCUCCCUGAUGAGAGUGUUAGGAGGCUUCUUCUCAAGCAUAAACUCAAGGGUCAAGCAUUUUCCUUACCUGGUGGAGAUUUGGAGAGACUUGUGAAAGAGACAGAAGGAUAUUCUGGAAGUGACCUACAAGCCUUGUGUGAAGAAGCUGCAAUGAUGCCCAUCAGGGAACUUGGUCCAAACAUUCUCACUGUCAAGCCAAAUCAGGUGCGCUCAUUGAAAUAUGGGGAUUUCAAGAAAGCAAUGACUGUCAUCAAACCUAGCCUACAGAAAAGCAAGUGGGAGGAACUUGAACGGUGGAACAAGGAGUUUGGCUCUAAUUAAAUGCUGAAGAUUACGUAGAAACUUAGAUUAACAUGAAAAUCCGAAAUUGCAACCUGUUGAUGGAUAUACAAUAACACAUUAUUACUCAUUAGAUGAGAUCCUAAUCGACCCGAGAAGGAUGCAAGUUGAGCAAGUUCAACUACAAUUGUUCGUUGCUGUGGAAGUUCAACUUGUUUUCAAAGGGGGUUUUUUCUUAAAAAAAAAAGAAGAAAAUGGAAAGGAGGGUUCUAAUUCAGUUGCAUUAUGUAAAUGCUGUAUGUACUGCAAUUGCCUCGCGAUAUUACAUUUUUUGUAUCUUUUGGGUAAUAAAAUGCAAUUCUAAGCUGUCUAUGUCCGUCAAAA
Messenger RNA from Nelumbo nucifera (sacred lotus), 2702 nucleotides. RefSeq names its product AAA-type ATPase family protein. The record is from RefSeq and is a predicted model, not a curated record. Gene Ontology annotation, cellular component: microtubule cytoskeleton. Gene Ontology annotation, molecular function: ATP hydrolysis activity; ATP binding. NCBI's taxonomy places the organism in Eukaryota, Viridiplantae, Streptophyta, Magnoliopsida, Proteales, Nelumbonaceae.